Molecule: messenger RNA, 3017 nt
Organism: Haliotis rubra (blacklip abalone)
Lineage: Eukaryota; Metazoa; Mollusca; Gastropoda; Lepetellida; Haliotidae
Product: dual specificity protein phosphatase 3-like
Exons: 5
Coding region: 400-993 (197 amino acids)
Biological process (GO): negative regulation of MAPK cascade; protein dephosphorylation
Cellular component (GO): cytoplasm
Molecular function (GO): protein tyrosine/serine/threonine phosphatase activity; MAP kinase phosphatase activity
Source: RefSeq, a predicted model, not a curated record
GCGUAACUCUAGUCGCACUGAGUCAUUAGUGGUGCAAUAACUUUACCUUCGUUGGUAUGUGUUGUCAAUGUUGGAGGUAGAUUGUAAUUGACCAUGUAUGGGAUUCAAAACGGGCGAUAAUUGCAGUAUCGACCAGGUGUGUUCUAUAUUUAGCAACGAUUACAACUGUGACAAAUUCGCUUGGAUUAUAAACAGUGGAGCGGCGGGGAGAGAAUGUACUGUUUGAGGAAGUAAACAGCGGAAACUUGCAGGAAUCUCAUCUUGAAGAAGAGUAGCAUCGCUCAGCAGUCAGCCGAAGCCGAGGCUAAAAAUAACCCACUAACGACUCGCCAGAUUUUCCUCACUCUGCUAUUGUGGAGGGAGAAGAUACACAGAAGCCUAACUGUGUUCCGCCUUGCAAUGACGUCACAUGAUCCAGACUUGUUGCGUGAGGUACGAGAGUAUCUUCAUUCCAACAACGAUGCUAUGACCUCCAAGCCGAUCCCCCAGGGAGCCUAUAGUCUGUUUAGCUUCCCUGCCACCCCCAAACACAAGCAUGAUGAAGUGUACCCAGGGAUUAUCCUCGGUGACCACUCGGCGGCCCGGAGCAAGGAGGACUUGAAGGAGAUGGGCAUCACACACGUGGUCAACACCUGUAUGGGAGCCAAGUUCAAUAUGAUUGACACAAGUGCUGAAUAUUUUAGUGAUGUUGGAAUCAAGUUUUUUGGUUUCCCUGGGAAGGACAUUUUUACAUACAACCUGAGUCAGCACUUUGAGAAGGCAGCUGAUUUCAUUGACAAAGCUCUUGCAGACAAUGGGAAGAUCUACAUCCAUUGUAUGCAGGGCAUCAGCAGAUCAGGGUCCACAGUAUUGGCAUUUCUCAUGUUGAAGCGCGAUAUGCCUCUGAAAGAGGCUGUGAAAUUAGUUCGAGCCAAGCGAGAGAUCUUCCCCAAUGACGGCUUUCUAAAACAGCUGUGUGAGCUCAACAAGAAGUUGCACGAGAAGCCAUCUUGACGUCUGCUGAAUCCAUAUAGUGACUUGAGUGUACAGACCUACAUAUCAAUCAUGUCCAGACCAUAAUGAGAUUGGUAGAGGAUUGAAACUCAAUUCCUUUUCUACUCCCUCUGUACCUGUACUUUCUUAUGUUUUCCUUUUCAAGGGAUUAUGAGUAACACAGUGAUUUAAGUGUUCGCUUGUCACAUAGAAGAUCUGGGUUUGAUUCCUCACAAAAGCCCAUUUCUGUGAUAUUUGAGAAUGUCCUAGGUUGUAUGAGGGCCAUGUCAGGGACACUGUGACAAUCUAUCCUGGUUUCAUCAGCAUCAGGGCGUACUGGGCUGUGUAAGAGUGAAUGUUUCAGUUUAGUUUUACACCGCUUUUAGCAAUAUUCUAGCAAUAUCAUUGCGGAGUACAACAGAAAUUGGCUUCACACAUUAUACCCAAGGGAAUCGAACUCGGGUCUUUGGCGUGAUGAGCGAACACUUUAACCACUAGGUUACCCCACAGCUUAUGUUGUUUGAGAAUUUCCUGAGUUCCAUCAAAGCAUUUGAAUGGCUUUGGUACUUUCAGGGACAUUGUUGAAAAUGUUAUUAAAUUUGUUAUUAAACUUGACUGACAUUCUCACUUCGUAAUUCUUCUAACAAUUAAGCUUUAAUAAUUUGUUGAUAGAUAUUUUGGCAUCUAUUUUGAUUACUGUUUCCAUGGAACAUAUUUUACUGAGCGUAAUUAGCUUUACUGGAUAAAUAUCAGUGUUAUUUUAUUGAAAUGUAUGUUUUGUUACCAUGUUGAUCUGUUGUUGGAGAGAAACCCUCUCGUGGGGCCUUUCGUGUGUUUGUAUUUGAACCAGCAAAUGAAUCAGAACCAGCAAAUGGGGGCACAUGUUGUUUACGGUGCCUCAAAUCGCUGCAGAGAUUUUUGUGUGUGUUUGCACUUAGGUGGAGCAAUAAACAAAAUGGAUUUGAAGACUUAACAAAAAUAACUUCAGUAUUACAGAACAUGAACAUAGGUUAUUGUGAAAAAAUGUUUUGAAUUAAAUAUUUUAUUGAAAAUUUUAUUUUAAAAAAUGUUUUGAUCCUAUGCACACGCUCACAGAAAUCGGUAGCUCCUCAAUUCACUAAUCAAUUACUUCAUGUUGUACAGUGCACAGAUUUGUGAUCAUGUUGAUUUAAUGCAAAGAUGUCUUCACUGUAGGAAUACAGGUUAUCUUCAGCAACAAUAGUUGUGUAAUGGGAUGUUUAUUUAUCCGUGGAGAUUCUCUUUGUAAUAACCCAUGAACAAAUUCAUUUGGAAACAUUUUAAAUUGUUGUUUUUUUAACAGACGUGCCUUUCAAAGUCGCGUAUAUAUAUCACAAGGGAGACAACUCUGUCUGCCUCGGCAACGCAUAUCGAGCUGGGUUGCUGUCUGUGGUAAUAGUCAGUGAAGUGAGACUAACUUGGAGCAUGUCUCAGUAACAGAGCCUUCAUGAAUAGAUCAGUUAAUCCUUGCUAUCAGCUGGGGCGUAACUUGCAGUCUUUAAAGGGCAUUUAGAAAUUGGAAGAACAUGAAUGCAUGACACUUUUUAUGGAUAACAGAUUCUUUUUUUAUUCUCUAUCACAACAUUUCAAAGCUAAUUCUUGCUCCUUCAUCAGGUGAUAGGGUGUAACAUGUAUGUUGAUCAGUCAACCCUUGCUAUCAGUUGAGGUGCAACAUGCAUGUUGCCCAGUUCACUCUUGCUGUUAGCGCCUAUGUUGCCCAGUUAACUCUUGCCUGCAGGGAUAACCAGAUGUUGUAGUAAACGGCCAGUGAUUCUCUCAGGUCUGUGACUUUUCCAUGUUCCAAGGUGCCUGUCUCACCUCUCAGAGCAUUAUCAGGUUUCAGUGUUGUCACUUUUGGCAGGGAGAAUAGAAGACGUUGUAGGUUAUCCCUGUGGGUUAGUUCUGUGUUGUUUUAUAUCUAUUUUCCUCUUACUCAUGUUUAAUACAUUUUUACAAAAUCACUAAUAUGCUGGAUAUAAAAUAUAUUGUAUCUCGUACAUUUUUACGAAUAAAUAUGUUUCCUACUU